AUGCAACCCAACAGCAUCCUUUUCACUUCAGAAUCAGUCACAGAAGGUCAUCCUGACAAAUUGUGCGACCAAGUUUCGGAUGCCAUACUCGAUGCAUGUUUGACAGUCGAUCCAAUGAGCAAAGUGGCUUGUGAAGCGUGUACCAAGACUGGUAUGGUUUUGGUGUUUGGAGAGAUUACCACAAAGGCCAAUCCAGACUACCAACAAAUUGUCCGAAAUACCAUUAAAUCCAUAGGAUAUGAUGACAGUUCUCAAGGUUUUGAUUACAAGACGUGUAAUGUUUUGGUGGCCAUAGAACAACAAUCUGUGGAUAUUUCCCAAUGUUUGAAGGAGGAUCAGGAUUUGGGAGCUGGCGAUCAGGGCAUGAUGUUCGGUUUUGCUUGUAAUGAAACUAGGGAGCUGAUGCCACUUUCACACGUAUUGGCAAGUCGAUUGGCUGAACGACUUGCCGAGGUUAGAAAGAAGGGAAUUCUCAGAUGGUUGCGUCCAGAUGGAAAGACACAAGUGACUGUCGAAUAUAUUUUGACUGCUGACAGCAAUGAGCUGAUUCCAAAGAGAGUUCACACAAUUGUCCUUUCCACACAACACGACGAAUUAGUAACAAAUAAUGAAAUUGUGGAACAAAUCAAAAAGCAUGUCAUUGAGCCAACCAUUCCUGCACAAUAUUUGGAUGAAAAAACAAUUUAUCACAUUAAUCCAUCAGGAAGAUUUGUCAUUGGUGGUCCAAUGGGUGAUGCUGGAUUGACAGGAAGAAAGAUCAUUGUCGAUACGUAUGGAGGAUGGGGUGCUCAUGGUGGCGGUGCCUUCUCUGGUAAAGAUCCUACCAAGGUUGAUAGAUCCGCUUCGUACUAUGCAAGAUUUGUGGCCAAGUCAGUUGUGGCUGCAGGUUUGGCAAAGAGAUGUCUCGUUCAGGUGUCAUUUGCCAUCUCACUCAAAGAACCUCUUUCCAUUUAUGUCACUACCUAUGGAACCGCACAAGAUGGAAGGUCAGAUGCUGAUAUUUUGAGCAUUGUUAAGAAAAAUUUCGAUUUCACACCCUAUAACAUGAUUAAGGAAUUGGAUUUGAGAAGGCCCAUCUAUUUGAAAACAGCCACAUAUGGACACUUUGGAAGAGAAGAAUUCCCAUGGGAAAAAGUAAAACAAUUAAUACUUUAA
This is a messenger RNA of Naegleria lovaniensis, 1155 nucleotides long. RefSeq lists its product as uncharacterized. Gene Ontology annotation, cellular component: cytosol. The transcript has a single exon. The record is from RefSeq and is a predicted model, not a curated record. NCBI's taxonomy places the organism in Eukaryota, Heterolobosea, Eutetramitea, Acrasida, Naegleriidae. The coding region runs from base 1 to 1155 and encodes 384 amino acids. Gene Ontology annotation, biological process: S-adenosylmethionine biosynthetic process. Gene Ontology annotation, molecular function: methionine adenosyltransferase activity; ATP binding.